GCUACAAAAAUGUGGAUCAACCCGAAUAAAACUAUUAAACAGAAGGAGAUAAAAGCGUUUAUCGAUAAACAGGACCUGAAGUUCGCUGAGAAGCGGUAUGAAACCAAUGUUGAAAUAAGUAUAGUCACAGACAAAACUACUGCCAUGGCACAAAGAAGCAAGAAAUUUGCACCAGCUAUCAAUGGAGCAAAAAAUAAUGUCAACCAUGCACAAGACAAACGAGGAGAUGAAGGAGGAAUGA
Messenger RNA from Paraglomus occultum, 241 nucleotides. Lineage: Eukaryota; Fungi; Glomeromycota; Glomeromycetes; Paraglomerales; Paraglomeraceae. The record is from the annotation of a GenBank genome assembly.